AUGAGUCAAACAUUGAAAUUGAGAUGUUGAUGGAGCAUAAUAGUACAGAAGAUUUUUCUGAAAUGAAUAGCUUUGAUAAUAAUGAAGAUAUCCUGGAGCUUUCUGUUGGUAAAACAUUCCAAAGUUGGGAUCAAGUGGCAAGUUUUAUGAAAAAAUACACUGCAGCUAAGGGCCAUAGAAUUCAAAUCAGUGGUGGUGAAAAAAAAAAUACAACAACGCAAGAAAUAAUGAAACAGACAUAUUUAUGUCAUCAUGCUAAAAAGCCUCCAAAUCAAUUGAAUGGAACAUCUUGUCAGAAUAAAAAUUGUAUUAAAGUCAUGGCCUUAAAUAAUAAACAUGUUGGCUACGAACUUCAUCCAUUAGCAAGCUGUUUCGAUCCGAUGUUAAGAAAGUUACCAAAAGAAAUUGUUGAAGAAAUUUGUUUCUUAAUAGUUGUGGCUAAGGCAGAUGCAACAAUGCAAUAUCAAGUAAUCCGAGAGAAAUACAAAACCAGAAUAUAUAGACCAGACCUCUACAAUGCUAUUAGUAGGUUUCAUCAUGAUUCAGAACCAGGGAAAGAUGAUAUGGAAGUAUUGUUAAAAAGACUUUAUGAGAAAAAAAUUGAAGAUCCCUGUUGGGUGUUUUUGGUGGAAAUUGAUCCUGUCACUUCUUCUCUGAUCCAUCUUUUUUGGAUGAGCCCCGAUGUACAGUCAACCUCCCAUAAUGAGAGUGAAAACUCAAUACUAAAAUGCCUUUUUGGAACUUCGAACCUUUCAUUAUAUGAAUUGUUUGAUGCUUUAGAAGAAAGGUACCAGGAAGAGAAUGACUACUAUAAGUUCAUAAACUGGAAGCAAAUUAUACCACAAAUAGAAUCACAAAGUAUAGCAAAAACUAUUUUUAAAUCUGUUGUAAGACAGCUUAACGAAUUCAUAAUGUCUAAUAUAAUAAAGAAACAGGAGGAACAAAUGAAUUUAAGUCUUCAUUAUCAUGCUAUAGAAAUUAAUUUUGAAGUUGCAUUUUCUAAAGAGAAAGAAGUUGAUAAACCAGAUCAGUGCAUUGAUAACUUAUUUGACUGUUCACAAGUACAAUUGAGCUCGUUUAUAACCGAUUCUUUAACAAUUCUUGAACCUGGUGUUAAUUAUGUUAAAGAAUUUAUGAAUAAGGUUGUUUCAGAACAGUCACAUAAAGAAAUAUUUAGUGCUAUUUCAAAAAAAUGUAAAUUUGGUGAACUUUGGAAGUUGGAAAGAAAGAUAAUAGUUGACGCAAUUGAGGAUAACAAUGAAGAUUUUUAUCAUGAGCUUUUUGGUUUUUUUUCAGCAAUCCAAAAAAAAAUAAAAAAUAAUCAUAACAUGAGUAGUAGUAAUCUUAACUAUGGUAUUGGUAAUAAUGUUAGUGCAAUUAUUCAAAAUCCUACUGAACAAAGACUAAAAGGUCGACCUAAAAAAUUAGAUUUAAAAAGAAUUAAAAGUGUUAUAGAAAAUUUUAAUACUAAAACUCAAUAUAAGUGUAAAGUAUGCAAACAAAAAGAUCAUAAUAGUAAAACCUAUAAAGAAAAAAAGCCAUUAAAUAUUGAUGAUAAUCAAGAGAAUAAUGAAACUGGAAGGUAG
This is a messenger RNA of Cetraspora pellucida, 1586 nucleotides long. The record is from the annotation of a GenBank genome assembly. NCBI's taxonomy places the organism in Eukaryota, Fungi, Glomeromycota, Glomeromycetes, Diversisporales, Gigasporaceae.